UCCAUUAAACAGUUUACUCCAUUUUUUGUAUACUCAUCGCCGAUGUCGUCUCUUCAUAGAAGAAAUAUUUUGGCUUAUGCCCAUUAUGCUACCGAUCACACAACGGGAAGAGGAAAGGCAGCAGUUACCGUUCACUUUGAGCCUCACAAACCUGCUCUUGACUUGGAGUUUACAUAUGGUCCUAAUCGAGCGACAAGAGCGUAUGCUUCGUAUAGUGCGGAACACUCGCAUGUGAAACACUUCGGUAUAGAGCAUAGUUUUACUUCUUUCGGAAAGAGACAGUUGUUAGAUUUCAGUUGGUUACCUCAACGAGAUAUGUGUAACUUGAAGUAUAGUUUGAAUAUAGACAAAAGAAACCAAUUGACAGGCUAUUUUGGUUUUCGGCAAGUAUCUAAAAAGAGUUGGGAGAGAAACUCUGAUAGACUUGAGUUGUUCAGUCGAUUGGCUUCGAAUAAUUCCAUUCGCAUACAGUAUGAUGUGCAGAUGAAAGCAACCAAAGCCAAGAUUUCUCACAAGUUGGAUAUGAAAAACGUCAUAGAAGGUGAAUAUAGCUAUCUUUCAAAAUAUAGACAAAGUGGUUCUAUUGGCUGGAAGCGUGUAAUAAAUACAGCCAAUAACUUGAAUAUGAUUGCGGAUUGGGGUUCAAGAAAGUAUACCUUUGAAUGGACCAACAAAACAGCUGAUGGACCUUGGACUAUGAAGGCACACACUUCAUUCGAUAAGCCAUUUCAUCAAAUAGAACUUUCGAUAAAACGAAGGCUGGAAUUCCUCUCGCAACAAUCUACUAAAUAAAACUUUCUUCAUUUUCCGUUUUAAUAGAUUGUACAAGUCAUCAUCAAGUUACUAGUCUCCAAGGGCAUGAGUGCCAUCAUCUUG
This is a messenger RNA of Galdieria sulphuraria, 876 nucleotides long. RefSeq lists its product as uncharacterized. NCBI's taxonomy places the organism in Eukaryota, Rhodophyta, Bangiophyceae, Galdieriales, Galdieriaceae. The record is from RefSeq and is a predicted model, not a curated record. Bases 43 to 792 code for a protein of 249 amino acids. The transcript has 2 exons.